Stylophora pistillata is the source of this 1500-nucleotide messenger RNA. RefSeq lists its product as uncharacterized. Lineage: Eukaryota; Metazoa; Cnidaria; Anthozoa; Scleractinia; Pocilloporidae. The record is from RefSeq and is a predicted model, not a curated record.
UAGUAAUACGUGAAGAAAAAUGGCGAGUGACGACGAUAGAAGUCGCAGAAAACGAAAUUCUAGUCGCAAUGGAGAUCCCGAUUUGGUCGAAAAAUGCUUUGGUGUUUGGUCUAAAAGCGUGAAAGUUCAUAAAGUCGUAGAGAAUGAACUAGAAAGUAUCUGCAAUGGUAUCCAUGUUGUGUCGAUAAGACAAGGUGCUGACCUUACCAAGGAGAAACUUAGUAGAACAAGGGGACUUCUGAUUGCAGUUCGUGCAACAGAUACACCUGCUGAGCGAAGCAGUCCCAAAGUUUAUGAUCAUACAUACAUCAGAGUUGAAAGAGAUGAAGCUGACGACAAACUUCAGAAAAAUGGUAGCAGACACGCAAACGAAACAAAUACUGCGAAUGAACAAGUUGAAUCUCUAACGGAAAGAGCGAGAGAUGUCAUCAAGAAAACAACUCCCAAGAAAGACGAGAAAGAGAAAGACUUUAAACAGAAAAGGAGAGAAAUAAUUAAACAGCAAAGACAUGAAAAGGAAAUUGAACAAAGAGAGGAAAAACUGGGUGUGAGACCUGAAGAAAUUUUGUGGACUGGAUUUCGCAGCAUAAUGGAUAGAUUUGCAAACUGCUAUGAAAUAAGUGGCAGAAUUCUGUCUUACUGUCAUCCAAUUGAGAAAAUUGGCCAGAUUGUUGGGUUCGCAGAAAGAUGUAUAAAGAAUGCUGGAAGAAAAUUUUUGGAUGGCAAUGAUGAUAAGAAAAAGAAAUGACAAAUAAUAAGUAGUUAAUUUUGUGUCUAGCAGAACAUUUCAGGGACAUAUACAGUGCAAAAUAAGGAGAAGUCACCACUGCAGUGCCUUGAGUUUUUUGUGCAGCACUCUCUCAGCCUUGUUAGGGAUGUACAAAUGUCUUUUAGCUUGUCUACAGACCUGCCUUGGGUAUUUUGGGCUUUUAUUUAUUAGAUGCCAAGAGAAGAAAUUGCAAAUUAUUAUCUACUAAAAAAGGAAAUUUGACCUGAUGAAGAUUCUUUGAAUUUGAGUGUUUUAGCAAACCUGAAUUUGAAGGUUUGUGUGGGCAUGUACCAAGAACCCCCCCCUAGCUAAGCCAUUCCUCUCUUUUCUGGUGUAUCAAAUAACUCAGGUUCUUGAGUUUUUGUUUUCUCCUUCAGCCAUAACUAAUGGCUGUGAACAGAAUAUGCCAUUCAGAACUUGGUGUGUGAAGCUUGGGAUUGAUAAUGUUAAUUCUUUUGACAACACAUUUAUCAUUGAUGUAACUUGACCAUUUUGCAUAGAUAAAUUCAAGUGAAAGUCAGAACACUCUUAGCACCAGAAUGUUAUUGAUCUGAUUAGAAAUCAGACAACUAAACAACAGACAGGUUGAAGUGCUUUGAAUUUUGCUAUUAGCGGUAAUGAGGCCAGGUUUUAACCAUGUAACUUCUGGUUAAGUGUAUCAAGUAGGUGGGAAAAGUUAAACAUAAAAUUGAAACAAAGAAACAAAUAUUAAAUAAAUGUUUUAUUAAUCA